GACCUGGACGCAAAGGAGGAGGGAACUUCCGGAAGGCAGCUUCCACUUCCGGUUCCCCAGUAUUUUCUUUAGUUCGAGACUUGAAGCGUUUCCUGUGAGGAGGUUGUUGCGUCGGGAGAAGGUUCGAGGAGAUUCGAGCUCCCGCCAGGAUGAUCGAGGUUGUUUGCAACGACCGCCUGGGGAAGAAAGUCCGCGUUAAGUGCAACACCGAUGAUACCAUCGGGGACCUUAAGAAGCUGAUCGCUGCCCAAACUGGCACCCGUUGGAACAAGAUUGUCCUUAAAAAAUGGUACACGAUUUUCAAGGACCAUGUGUCUCUGGGGGAUUAUGAAAUCCAUGAUGGAAUGAACCUGGAACUUUACUACCAGUAAAGAAGAAGUCCUUCUUCUGUUCUCUCCUCACCCCCCCCCCCAACCUCACCGCUCCCAUUGCUAUGGAUGCUUGUUUUUAAAAACUCACAUUAAUAAAGAUUAAAAUGUU
Molecule: messenger RNA, 480 nt
Organism: Perognathus longimembris pacificus (Pacific pocket mouse)
Lineage: Eukaryota; Metazoa; Chordata; Mammalia; Rodentia; Heteromyidae
Gene: Ubl5
Product: ubiquitin like 5
Exons: 5
Coding region: 150-371 (73 amino acids)
Biological process (GO): protein modification process; mRNA splicing, via spliceosome
Cellular component (GO): nucleus; cytoplasm
Molecular function (GO): protein binding; protein tag activity
Source: RefSeq, a predicted model, not a curated record